AUGAAGGAGAUUACUGUGUUUUUAGUUUCGAUUCUGGGCUUACAGAUUCAGGGGUACCUAAUCAAGGUCCCAACUUCUACCACAAAUGCUGUGACUGCAACCGGAGGAUGGGUCCAUAUACAAAAGCUUCUACUGCCAUUAUUCGAAAAUGUUUGCGAGGAAAGCAAAGAUCCUGUUGUCGUGCGAUUGAAUGAAGAAUUUAAACUUGAUCCUACAAAUGGCGUAUAUCUAAAUCCAGAGGUUGUGGGAAAUUUUCAAAACCUUAAAGCUACCAAAGGUUUAUUGGCAAAGGGAGAAAUGUUUACUGAAUAUAACCCUGAUCAUUUGAAUGAACUUAAAGUAAUUUAUGAAUUAUUUUACUACGCGAGAGACUUCGAUACGUUUUAUAGGGCAGCUUGCUGGGCUCGCCAAAAUGUUAACUGCGGAUUAUUCAUCGACGCUAUAUACUUAGCGUAUUUAAAUAGACGCGAUACCGAAAAAGUAUCAAUACCAGCGCCCUAUGAGAUAUUACCCAAUUAUUUCAUAAGAAAAGAUUUCAUAGUUAAAGCAUCAUCAUUGAUAAGAGGUGAUACCGUUUCGUUAUCAGAUUCCGUACGAAACGAAGGAAACUCAUAUAUUCUUGACGUUAAUUAUACAACAAGCAUGUAUGAUGACACCGAUGACAAACUGGCCUAUUUCCAUGAAGACAUUGGUCUCAAUUCAUAUUACUUUUUAACAAAACUUAAUAAUUUACCAUGGCUUAAUGACUCACAAAGGAAAAGUUAUGGUCAAGAGUUGUACCAUAUAAUGAAACAAAUGAUGGCCAGAUAUAAUUUGGAAAGGUAUUCGAAUGGGUUACCAGAAUUAGAGGGUAUUGAUUGGGAUGUUAUUGAUAAAUCACCUUAUGAUCCAAUGCUUAUUUACUCUAAUGGUAAUGAAUUCAGCGGAAGCAUGCCAGGAAGUAUCGAUGCCAGUGAAAUCUUAACAACAUUGAAAAAUAUAGAAGGUAAUCUCCAAGCCGUUGUUUUGCAUAUGAGAGAUGGUGGAUAUAAUAAAUCUGUUAUUAUGAAUCAUUUGAUGGAAAUACUAGUAACAAGUGAGAGGAGUUACAUGAAUCUAGCUCUACAAUUCAUCAGUAAGGAUGAAAUUGAAUCAAGAUAUCCAUCGGUAUUAGAACAUUAUAUGACAUCCGUACGAGAUCCGUUAUUUUGGAAAUUAAAUAAAAAAAUUGUUGAUGUCGUAGAUAAUGCUCUACAGGUAUUGCCAAGUUACUCAAGAAAUGAACUUUACUUCCCUGGUGUUGAGAUACAAAACAUUGAAGUAAAAAAGAUGAUGACAACAUUUGAUAAUUUCCAAUUUGACGUUACCAGUGCCCUAAAAACCGAAGCAGAAGAUACUAAAUUCAACGUUAAGAUCGAGCAAUCUAGAUUGAAUCACAAACCUUUUACUUUCAAAAUAUCUGUUUUAUCACGUGUAGCUCAAAAAGCUUUAGUAAAGCUUUACAUAGGACCUAAAGUACUGCCUGGGCAAUUAGUUGAAAAUAAAAAUCUUUUCAUGUUAUUAGACAACUUUGACGUAAAUCUUAAAAUUGGCAGUAAUGUAUUGUCAAGAACUUCAAAUGAAAUGAGUACUCUUUCUGAAGACUUUUUGUCUUUAGAAACUCUGCAUAAAAUUGUUUUGGAUGCUGAGUUUGGCGUGGAUGCCUUACCUCUCAAAUCGGUUUGGUCGCAAAUAGGGUUGCCAUCUCGUUUAAUUCUUCCAAAAGGUACAAACGAGGGAUUGCCUUUACAUGUAUUUGUAUUUAUAGCACCGUACGUAAAAGCAACUAUUGGUGGUGCCAUUACUAGUGCGGAGUUAAAUUCAUGUGCAAUUCUUUCACCUGGGUAUCCCCUAGACUUGAACAUUGAAAUCCAACAGUUAUUUAAUCUUCCAAAUGCAAUGGUCAAGGAUAUAAUUGUUACACACAAAAUUGAAAGCGCGACCUAUAACAGACCGGUUAACAAUUAUAACUCUGCAUCAAAUAACAUCGUGUGGCCAACCGAUGAUCAAGUGUCUGAUGUUCCCAAUGGCCCCUUGUAUUUAAGUGCUCGACCUGAGUUUACAAAGAAGACCUUUGAUUACAAGUCGAAAACAAAUCAAUAUGGAAAGAAAACCGAUUAUGCUGCUAAGCGAGGUAAUUACAAUAAUCAGAGUAAAAAACUAGAGGAAGUGAAAAAAACGGCAGAAGAUGAUAAAACAAAUAUUCAUACUGAACCUAAAAAAAUUGAAGUUGUAAAUAAUGUCUAUAUAAAUCCUGAUACAGAGUAUGACAUAAGUAAAGAAAUUAACAAUAGUAAUAUUUUACAUAAAGUUGUGCUAGAUAAAGAUACUGAAAUUACAUUUAAAAAUUAUGAAUUGGACAAUGAUUUUAAGGACAAAACUAUUAAUAUUAAAACUCACGAAAUAAAGGGUAAGACUGAACCUGAAACUAUGGAUGUCGUCAAUAAUAUCUAUAUUAGUCAUGACUUAGAUCAUGACAAAAUGCCGGUUGUUAAUGAAGAUGAAACCAUAAAGACUAGAAGCACGAAACUUUAUGAUUCGUAA
Pararge aegeria (speckled wood butterfly) is the source of this 2562-nucleotide messenger RNA. RefSeq names its product hexamerin-like. The record is from RefSeq and is a predicted model, not a curated record. The transcript has 6 exons. Lineage: Eukaryota; Metazoa; Arthropoda; Insecta; Lepidoptera; Nymphalidae. The coding region runs from base 1 to 2562 and encodes 853 amino acids.